Messenger RNA from Syngnathoides biaculeatus (alligator pipefish), 3607 nucleotides. RefSeq names its product transmembrane protein 135 (gene tmem135). The transcript has 15 exons. Lineage: Eukaryota; Metazoa; Chordata; Actinopteri; Syngnathiformes; Syngnathidae. The record is from RefSeq and is a predicted model, not a curated record. The coding region runs from base 167 to 1588 and encodes 473 amino acids.
GGCAUUUGUUGCCUUUAUUUCUCGGCGUGUCUUGACGUAAGCGGGCUUGCGCAACGUGAGCGCGCACGUCGACGCGUGUCAGACCCAUUCAGUCUCAAGCGAACGAAACAGAAACAAGACGAUCUCGCACUCGUAGGCUGUCACGCGGCUAGGAAGCGGGACAGCCAUGGCCGCCCUUAGCAAGAUAACGCACAACUGCUACGAAGUCGGCCAUACCUGGAACCCGUCGUGCGUGCAGUCCUGUGUUGACAUAACGAGGGGCGCCCUGGAGGUGUCCUUCAAAAUAUAUGCCCCCCUUUACGUGAUAGCAGCUAUUCUUAGGAGAAGGAAGAAAGAUUACUACAUCAAAAGGCUUCUUCCCGAGAUUUUACAGUCUACCUCUUUCCUCACUGCCAAUGGAGGUCUCUAUAUAUUCUUCUUCUGUAUUCUCAGGAAACUGCUGGGAGGGUUUUAUUCCUGGUCCGCUGGGUUUGGCUCAGCCCUGCCCGCCUCCUAUAUUGCUAUUCUCCUGGAGCGCAAGAGCAGGAGAGGACUUCUCACAAUAUACAUGACAAAUCUCGCAACAGAGACCUUGUUUCGCAUGGCUCUGACGCGGGGCCUCAUCAAACCUAUCAAACAUGGAGAGGUGCUCCUCUUCUGCAUAACUGCAUCCCUCUACAUGUUCUUCUUCAGGAGUAAAGAUAGCCUUAAAGGCUUUGCGUUCUCCGCAUUAAAAUUCAUCGUCGGCAAGGAAGAGAUCCCAUCUCAUUCUGUUCAGCCCGAACAGGUCGCCGGAAUCCUGCAAGAGGCGUUGGCCACCUCAGAGACUGAGCCUUCGCAUAUAUCAGCAUUACAGCACGACUGGAGGAGCAGAUCUUUGCCAGCCUACACCAGGGGAUUGCUGGACUCAUUAUGCAAACAAGGUCCAAAACACAGAUGUUGUAAACAUUAUCAUGACAACUGCAUUUCGUACUGCAUUAAAGGUUUUGUCAGGAUGUUCAGUGUUGGCUACUUGAUUCAGUGCUGCCUUAAAGUACCCUCGGCGUUCCGGUACAUCUUCUCAAAACCUUCACAGCUCCCCUCCCUCUUCUACAAUAAGGACAACUUCCAGCUCGGGGCCUUUUUGGGCUCUUUUGUCAGCAUCUACAAGGGAGCAAGCUGCUUGCUUCGUUGGCUGCGGGAUAUUGAUGAUGAGCUCCAUGCUUUGGUGGCUGGCUUCCUGGCGGGAAUCUCCAUGUUCCUCUACAAGAGCACGUCCAUAUCCAUGUAUCUCUUCUCUAAGCUCGUGGAGACCUUGUACUUCAAGGGCAUCGAGGCCGGCCACUUCCCUUACUUCCCGCAAGCGGACACGUAUCUCUACGCCAUCUCUACCGCAAUUUGUUUUCAAGCUGCUGUGAUGGAGGUGCAAAAUGUUCGACCUGCUUACUGGAAGUUUCUUCUGCGUCUCACUAAGGGCAGGUUUGGGCUAAUGAACAGACAGCUGCUGGAUGUUUUUGGCACUCAGGCCUCCAGGGACUUUCAGGGUUUUGUGCCCCAACUGGACCCACGCUAUGUUUCGGUGCCCAGCCAAACAAUGCUUCCACUAGGGGGCGACGUUCAACUAGGAUGAAGUGGAAGUAGAAUAUUGGAUUUUAGUGAUCAAAUAUGGUGAUCUUUUGCUAACGGGUCUGUUAUUUGGAUGAUGUCUUGACCAGUCUGUUUCGGGUGUAUGCCAUUGCAUGAAGUGGCAGGGAGCUGUCCAGAUGUUUUUAAUGCACAUGGCAGCCUUCUGCUACUCUAUAAGCUAAAGAAAAGCUGCAGUCACCAUUUAUGUAUUUUUCACAUAAAAUGGCCAUCUACGCUGUAGCAUUCCAUCACUCACAUCUUUCUUUCCUAGGUUCACGUGUCCUUACCAAGCCAUGUUUGGUUGUUAGAAUGGUUGCUUUAACAGUGAAAUUAAUGUCUGUUGUAGUUAUUUGAUAAGAUUUGGUUUGAACCAGAGAUAAUACAUCAGCUAUGUCAAACGUUUUCUAUAGAGCUCGUGCACAUGACGUCACAGUUUGCACGGCGCCAUAUUGCCGGUCAAACCUGGGAGUGCGGGAGUCGUUGAACCACAGCAGAUUUUUCAAAUUGCCCGAGACCUGUUGUGCUGUUGGUUGUCAUAAUAAAUGAGACAGUUCGUCAAAGAUAUCAUUCUAUAGAACACCAUCAGAAAAGACGAGAAAAAAAUCGAUGGAUUUCGGCAAUCAAACGCGAUGGAUGGUGCCCAACGAAAUACGCCUGUUUAGCGAUCAUUUCAUUUCAGGUAGGAAUUAUUCUUCUCAAUCUCAAAUUGUCAAGAAGUAUUUAUGACAAGUUGGCUCAUUUGAGAACAAUGCGUUAAAAAAAAAAAAACGGCCACAGAGAGUUUUACGGAGGUAAGCGUGUUAUAGCAAUACACUUCUGUGUACGGAGGCAAAAUUUUUUUUUCCUAAUCAUUGUUAAUGAAUGCGAGGUUGUGUAAAACCAGGGGUCAUUUAAUUAAAUAUUUGUAUUUGUAUUGAAAAAAUCUGAGUGGGUCCAUCACUUUGUGGGAUUUAUUCCUGAUUGAGAACAAAUCCAGCAACGAAGUAUUUGUAUGCUUCCAGACUUUUGUACGCUUUCAAACUUUUCCGUAUAAAUGUCGACGACUUACUCACCAGGUAUAAAUGUGUAGAUCCAGACGUCCAAGACAAGCUGAAGCGAAUUAACAGUCCACUUUCUUAUCGGUGAAAACUCAAAAUUUUCCACGUACCUUUGUUGAUUUAUCACCUUCAAAAUGUGUAACAGUAUCAGACAAAACUGGGUGUCGUGCAAUAAGACAUAUUUUUGUUUCGUCUCAACAGCAUUAACUUGUGACGAUGCUUCGUUUGACCAGCAAUAUGGUGACGUAAACAAAAAUCACACGAUUUUUAUGACGUAGGUGCACCAGCUCUAUUGGGGGAAAUCUUUCACAACUGAACUGUGAACCACAGAAUAUAAUACAUAAUAAAUUACUCUGUUAUUGUUGAAUUUUGAUUAUCAAAAGUAGAUUGAAGAUUGUUUUUUUAAUAUUGAUCUUAUAACUGAAAUUAAGACCAGUUCAAAUAGUUCAAUUGUUUGAAUUCCCAGCACAGUUUAAUGGUUGUAUAAAAUGUUUACUAUCUGUGUAUAACAAUUUUUUUACAUUUACAUUCAUUUGGUUGUGCUUUAUAUAGCUGCAGGAAAGAUGUAACUCACUAACCCAUUCACAGCUUGGUUAUCAUCUCUUAAUAGUGUAUGGCAAAAACCUUAUAACAUUUAAAGCUACUUUCCAAACAUGUUUUACACAGUUGAAUUUUAUUUUAUGAUUUAUUCUGAAGUGGACCUUGGUUGGUCAUGUAUAAUUGAUCAGGUUGUAAAAUUCCAGUUUGUUUUCAAACAUUUUGCAUCUCGCACUCCAAGACAGCUUUUGACACGUGACCUCUGUUAGAUAAUCCAUGUUUGAAAAGAUGAAAACACUACUCGUCAUCCUCGUGAGGAUAAGCGGAAUGAAAGAUGAAUGAGUGAAUGAAAACUAACAAAAUCUGUUACGUAUUACACGGAUGCAAUUGUCAGCAAGUGAUUUUUGCUUUAUGUGAUGAUGAAGUAUUAAAAUAUUUUUUGAUUCAUA